This is a messenger RNA of Morus notabilis, 820 nucleotides long. RefSeq names its product cyclin-dependent protein kinase inhibitor SMR1. The record is from RefSeq and is a predicted model, not a curated record. Gene Ontology annotation, biological process: regulation of DNA endoreduplication. Lineage: Eukaryota; Viridiplantae; Streptophyta; Magnoliopsida; Rosales; Moraceae. The coding region runs from base 226 to 654 and encodes 142 amino acids. The transcript has a single exon.
CAUCUCUUUCUCUCUCUUCUCAAUUACCUUCCAACGCACGCCUUCCAACCCUUUAACUCCCUAAUUCUGAAGCCAUUUUCCUGGACAUCACAUAAAUACCCCCACACACCACCCAAAAAUUCAUUCAUACAUAUAUAUCUAUAAAUCUAUAAAUAUAUAUAUAUAUCUUAUAUCUUGAAGAAAGAAUAAUAUUUCUUUGCUCUUCUUCUUAAAAUAAUAGUCACAAUGUCCACGGAUCUUGAAUUCUGCCAGGCCUUGCCCAAGAUCAGGCUCUCGCCGAUCCAAAUUCAGACCCCGGAGCCCUCCGAAUCGAAGACCGAGGCCGCCAGAAGCAUAAUUCAGCGAUUAGACAAUGACAGAAGAAACAGCUGCGACAAUAUCAAGAACGAGGACAUAAUUUAUGAGGAGAAGGAGGAGAUCAACAACGAGUGCCGCACGCCGACUUCCGCCGAGCACAGAAUCCCGGCCAUCCUGUCGUGCCCGCCCGCGCCGAGGAAGCCGGCGACGGCGAGGGCUCCUUCGUGCAAGAGAAAGUUGUCGGAGCUCGAUUUCUUCGAUGUCGUGAACCGGGAAGAGAUCGACCGGUUUUUCAGAUCGAGUUUUGCGAAAGCCGCCACCGGCUCGGCCAAGAGGAGCUGCUGCCCAUGUAAAUGAAUUAUCAAUGAUCCUUAAUGAUCUCUCUAGUAAUUUUACACGAAUUCUCUUUUGUUUAUUCUUUUCUUUUCUUUUUCACAAAGGUUAAUUUUAUAUAUUUUGGAUUUGUAUGGUGGAAACGACCUCAAGUUUCCUUGGAUAUAUAGAUCAAGUUGUAUUACAUUUA